This is a messenger RNA of Linepithema humile (Argentine ant), 1453 nucleotides long. RefSeq names its product putative nuclease HARBI1. NCBI's taxonomy places the organism in Eukaryota, Metazoa, Arthropoda, Insecta, Hymenoptera, Formicidae. The record is from RefSeq and is a predicted model, not a curated record.
AGUGAGGCAAUAUAACCUCUAUAUCUCAAUUCUCAAUUAUAUUGGAGCAAGAGACCCUGUGCUAUGUAACUAUACAGAAUAGUUGAAGGCUAAAGAACGUCCUCAGUUGGAGCUGUCGGGAUUAUAACUCACAAUCAGUUUAAUCAGUAAAUUAUGUGUGCGAAAAUGAAAAUGCAUGAAUGGUUAGUACAGUGCACUCAUGUAAUUAAUGAACAGAAUGCAGAAGCAGAUCGACGUGACAAGCUACUCGGAUCAUUAGCUUUGUUAUUAGCUAAAAAAAAUAAACGGGUCAAGAAAAAGCGUUUCUGGGUUGCGCCAAUUUUUAAAAAACGUUAUGAGCAUGGGUUUUACCAUGCCUUGCUGCCAACACUGAAAUUGGAAGAUUUGCGAUUUCAUAAUUAUUUUCGGAUGUCAACUAUGCAAUACGAAGAGUUGUUAGCCAUUGUAGGUCCACAUCUAGAAAAACAAUACGUCGUGCGAGAGCCGAUAAGUGCAGCAGAACGAUUAACGUUGACAUUACGAUUUCUGGCAGCUGGUGACUCUAUGUCUUCAAUGACGUAUCAAUAUUUGGUAGGCUUGACGACUGUAAGCAAUAUUAUUACUACAACAUGCAAGAUUAUUUGGGAACAUCUAUGCCCUUUGGUCCUUCCAUCUCAACUAUUUGAAGAUGAUUGGCGGAACAUAGCAGAAGAUUUUGAAGAUAUAUGGGACUUUCCACAUUGCAUUGGAGCAAUUGACGGAAAGCAUGUAACUAUUCAAUGUCCGGACAAUGCUGGCUCCAAUUUCUACAAUUACAAAAACAGUCAUAGCAUUGUACUAUUAGCUAUUUGUGAUGCCAAUUACAUUUUUCGAUUCGUCGAUAUUGGUGCGUAUGGCAGGCGAAGUGAUGGAGGCAUCUUUCGUGAAAGCCGGGUCGGUCAACAUCUUGAUGCAGGACAAAUGAAUAUCCCAAAAUCAGACAGUUUUUACAAGGGAGGACCGUCUUUGCCUUACUGCAUUGUCGGAGAUGAAGCCUUCCCACUGAAGUCGUAUUUACUGCGGCCAUUUUCUGGAAAGAAUUUGUCCGCCGAACAGAGCAUUUUUAAUUAUCCACUCAGCAGAGCCAGGCGAGUGAUAGAGAAUAGUUUCGGAAUACUUGCUAGUCAGUGGCGAGUUUACCGAAAACCGAUCAUUAGUAGCGUAGAAACUGCUAUGAAGAUUGUGCAAGGUACAAUCUGCAUCCAUAACUGGCUCCGCAGGAAUGACAUCGAGAACCGCUACAUUUCACCAGAUAUGCUAGAUAGAGAGACAGCAGAGAAUGAACACAUACGAGGUUUGUGGAGAACUAUUAUGGAAGAUGGUUGUGCAUUAGUGGACAUCUCAAAUUGUAGCACAAAUACAAGUACUCGGAAUGCCAUGCUUAUUAGAGAUGAAUUUUGUAAAUAUUUUAAUAAUGAAGUGUAAGAUCUUUAAU